CGGAAGUUGUUGCACAGUCGCUUCCGGGGCGGCGUGAGCUGGAGGAGGGCUCCGAAUGGGUCGCAGUCGCAGCCGCUCCCCGCGGAGGGAGCGUAGGCGGUCCCGGUCCACGUCCCGGGAGAGAGAACGCAGGCGCCGAGAAAGGUCCCGGUCCCGAGAGCGAGAUAGGAGAAGAAGCCGCUCGCGAUCCCCGCACAGAAGACGUUCCAGGUCCCCAAGGCGACAUAGAUCCACAUCUCCUUCCCCUUCUCGACUAAAAGAAAGAAGAGAUGAAGAGAAGAAAGAAACAAAAGAAACAAAGAGCAAAGAACGUCAGAUAACUGAGGAAGACUUAGAGGGCAAAACAGAGGAAGAAAUAGAAAUGAUGAAGUUAAUGGGAUUUGCCUCCUUUGACUCCACAAAAGGGAAAAAGGUGGAUGGCUCUGUAAAUGCCUAUGCCAUAAAUGUGUCUCAGAAGAGGAAGUAUAGGCAGUACAUGAAUCGAAAAGGUGGAUUCAACAGACCUUUGGAUUUCAUUGCAUGAGAAUUGAAAUGUUGAAGAAUAAUUUUUUUUCCUCAUCUUGAUCAGAACAGUGGAUUUUGUAUUUUGUAUUUAAUAUGCAUCAAAAACAGGAUCACAGUCCUUCCUCCUUGUAAAGUAAGAAAAAUUUAUUUAUGAUGUGUGUAGUUCACUUACCCUGCCUCAAAAAAAGAAGGUUAAAUAUUACAUUUUUUUCCUUUAGGAAAUAUCAUUUGGGGCAAUCAUCAACCCCAUUUUUUUGUGUUUAUUCCUAUGGAAACUGCAUCUGUUUUCUUCUUGGACGCUCUUUAUGACUUUUUAAAACACAUAAGAGUAGUUUGGAAGUAAGUUUCUCAAAUAAAGCAAUAUUUCUA
Molecule: messenger RNA, 873 nt
Organism: Hippopotamus amphibius kiboko
Lineage: Eukaryota; Metazoa; Chordata; Mammalia; Artiodactyla; Hippopotamidae
Gene: SNRNP27
Product: small nuclear ribonucleoprotein U4/U6.U5 subunit 27
Exons: 6
Coding region: 56-523 (155 amino acids)
Biological process (GO): RNA splicing
Cellular component (GO): precatalytic spliceosome
Source: RefSeq, a predicted model, not a curated record